AUGACGACUGCAGCGCUGCCUGUGUGUUGCGUAAUUGUCGUCGUCCUCCUGGCGACGUACGCGCGCGGACAGUUCGUCGAGCAGCCGACGUCGAGUCCCGUGACGGCGCUACGAGAGGGCAACGACGUCGAACUGCGAUGCGUCAUCGAGCCGACGUUUGACGGCGUCGCGGCGACGGGCGCGCUGUGGUACCGACGUGAUCGCCAGCAGUACAUCAACGUGCGAAGCGCGAGCCGGUACCGCUACGUCGACGCGAGCCACGAGAAUGGAGACUGGAGCCUUCUGAUCUCGAACACGACGAUCGACGACAACGGCUACUACUACUGCCAGUGGUCCGUGUUCGGCGGAGACUUCUACGAUUCGAGCGCCGUGAUGCUGACGAUCGUGAUGCCGCCAGAGAACAUCAGCUUGUACUACGACACCGUCGCGACGCACGGCGAGGUGGCGCUAGCGGCGUUCGAACCGGAAAACUUCACGUGCAUCGUCGCCAACAGCAACCCGGCGGCGAGCGUCACGUGGACGCUGGACGGACGCGACGUGAGCGAGCACGCGAACGUGACGCUGACGGUCGGCGAGACGCAGCAGCUGACGACGACGACGAGUCGGCUGUCGUACGCGUUUCACCCCGACGACAACGGCGCGCUACUGCGCUGCGACGCGCUGGUGAGCGCCGACGAAUUCUCGCUCGCCGUCACCGACAACGUCGAAGAACGCCUGCAGGUGACCGUCAACGUCUACUACCUGAACGCCAUCGUCAACGUCCUCAGCGCCAGCGCUUCGAGCGCGCUCGCCGAGGGAGAACGCAUGGAGCUGCGAUGCGAAGCGCGAGGAAACCCGCCGCCGCGCGUCACGUGGCACUUCACGCCGACGGACGGCGACGACACGACGCUGUGGACGGACAACGAACGGCUACUUGUCGUCGACGGCGUGACGCGAGAGAAUAGUGGCGAGUAUUGGUGCGAGGUCGACAGCAGCGUCGCGCAGUACGCGUCCGUUAAUCGCGUAGCGAUAACGGUGGCCGUCGAAAGCAGCACGACCCGCGUCGCCGCCACCGUCGUGCCGAUCAUCGUCGUAAUUCUAGUUGCCGUUUUGAUUGUCGCUUUCAUGUACGUAAAGAAGAUGUUGUGCUUCGAAUCGAAAAAGCAACCCGACGAGGAGAAAGUGGACGCGAAUGUCAGCUAUAGGCCAUCGAGCGGCGUCUAUAAUUAUGCGAUGGACAGCAAGGCUAAGGUCCCGGAUGGUGACAACGAGGCGAGCAUUAAGCCACCGCCGAGCAACGAAGAUACAAAGAUGUGCUCGACCCCGGAUAAGCUGAGGAAGGACCUACAGAAGCACCCUCUGGCGACGGAGUUUGAGAGCGUGUACAGAGUACGUCGUGCGUCGGAGACUGGCGAGCCGAUAGCUGAUCCGCGUAGCAAAAAUGUCGAGAAUCUCAACUAUGCCAACUUGGAACUAUCGAAUGCCAACGGGCGCACGGCGGCGCCUAAGAAGGAAGAUGAACCAAUAAUCUACGUUGUCGUGAGCUGUCCGCUUCUGUCACCGAGUGCUCUAUCGGGUCUGGUCAACCUGCGGCAGCUUCAGGAGCUGGAACUGACGAAUUGUCCCGGAGCGUCGCACGAACUAUACGAGUACUUCUGCGAGCACAUGUCACACUGCCUCAUCCUAGAGUAA
Priapulus caudatus is the source of this 1671-nucleotide messenger RNA. RefSeq names its product cell adhesion molecule 3-like. Gene Ontology annotation, molecular function: cell adhesion molecule binding. The coding region runs from base 1 to 1671 and encodes 556 amino acids. The record is from RefSeq and is a predicted model, not a curated record. NCBI's taxonomy places the organism in Eukaryota, Metazoa, Priapulida, Priapulimorpha, Priapulimorphida, Priapulidae. The transcript has 2 exons. Gene Ontology annotation, cellular component: cell-cell junction. Gene Ontology annotation, biological process: cell-cell adhesion.